Molecule: messenger RNA, 1513 nt
Organism: Rhizophagus irregularis DAOM 181602=DAOM 197198
Lineage: Eukaryota; Fungi; Glomeromycota; Glomeromycetes; Glomerales; Glomeraceae
Source: RefSeq, a predicted model, not a curated record
AUGACUUCAUUUUUCUAUUCUAAUCUUUCGAAAGACUUUUCCUUAAUCUUAAGCGAUGCUGAUGAUUAUAAUGUUAUUAUUAAAGUUGGAGAAAAUGAAAAUACAAAAGAAUUUCAUGCGCAUUCAGUAAUUUUGCGUGCUCGUUCUCCUUAUUUUAAAGGUGCUCUUUCAUCCACUUGGAUUACAAAGAAAAAUGAUACGAUCAUCUUUAAUAAGCCAAAUAUUACUCCAAAUAUUUUUGACAUGAUUUUAAGAUAUAUUUACACAGGUGAACUGGAUUUGAUAGAACAACCGGGUGAAGAUAUUCUUAAACUUUUAAUCGCAUCUGAUGAGCUACUCCUUGAAGAAUUAGUUGAAUAUUUACGAAAUUAUUUGAUUGAAUAUCAACGAAAUUGGGUUCAAAAAAAUCUUGUUCUUGUUCUUAAUACUGCAUGUAAACUUACAAGUUGUAUGAUUUUACAAGAUUAUUGUUUUGAAAUAAUUUGCCUUAACUCAGAGCUAUUGAUUACUUCAGAUAAUUUUCUCUCAUUAGACAAACAUAUUUUUUAUGACCUACUUGAACGAGAAAACCUAUUGAUUAAAGAAAUCGUUGCUUGGGAUCAUUUAAUUAGAUGGGGUAUUGAACAAACUCCUGGUUUAGAAAGCGAAAAUAGUGACAGAAACAAAUGGAAUAAAGGGGACUAUGAAGCAUUAUAUGAAACGUUGUAUCAAUUUAUUCCUCUCAUUCGAUUUGUGGAUAUUACUUUUGAUGAUUAUAACAAUAAAAUCAAACCAUACAAAGAUAUCAUUCCUAAACAAAUUUAUGAAGAGAUUAAAGAAUUUUAUAAUAAAGGCACCUAUCCAAAACUAACAACAUUACCACCUAGAAUAGGAAAAUUUGAUUCAAAGAUUAUCAAACCAAAACUCGCAAAAAUAAUUCUUAAAUGGAUUAAUAAAGAAGAUUUCUGGAUUUCACGUUAUGACUUCAAUCUUAUUUAUCGUGGUAGUAUUGAUGGUAUUAGUACUGAAUCAUUUAAAAAUAAAUGUAAAGGUCAAGUAGAAAGUUUGGUUUUAAUUAAAGUUAAACAAACAAAUAAAAUCUUUGGAGGGUACAGUUCUAUUGGGUUUAACAAAAUUGGGGAUAGUCUUUUACGUAUUGAUUAUAAUAAUCUACCAUUUUAUUAUUCAUCAGAUAACUUUAUUUUUUCAUUUGAAAACGAUGAAGAUACUCAAAAUAUGAAAAUAAGUCGUGUGAUAAAUUAUGAUAAAGCUAUUUACGAUUAUCAUGGCACUGGAUUUGAUUUUGGCUUUAAUUCAUUGUAUAUAAACGAUUAUCAAUGGUUAAAAGCUCACAAUAGUGACCGUAAUUACGAAAAUAAUUUAAAUACAAAUGAAGUUUAUAAUAUUGAAGAAAUUGAGACCUUCGUUAUAAUAAAACAUUAGUUUUAUUGAUAUAUUUUAGUGAGAUCAUAAUUAAAUUAAUACUGUUUAUUUAUUAGUUAGAUUUACAAUAAAUUCAUUUGUGUAUUUAAGC